This is a messenger RNA of Daktulosphaira vitifoliae (grape phylloxera), 2500 nucleotides long. It is a transcript of the gene Rs1, whose product is annotated as probable ATP-dependent RNA helicase DDX27. The record is from RefSeq and is a predicted model, not a curated record. The transcript is spliced from 14 exons. Gene Ontology annotation, molecular function: ATP binding; nucleic acid binding; RNA helicase activity. The coding region runs from base 205 to 2448 and encodes 747 amino acids. NCBI's taxonomy places the organism in Eukaryota, Metazoa, Arthropoda, Insecta, Hemiptera, Phylloxeridae.
AUAGAAUUUUGAUACACAACUUGUGACUAUGUUUAGUAUUAAAACUUAGCUUUUUUUUUUUACCAAGCUUAUUUUAAUUUGAUUAAAACAUAAUUUCAUGUUUAAAUCCUUUAUGUUUAAUAUCUUAAAAUUAAACUUAUUAUAAAAAAAUUUAAGUAAUAUCAAAAGAUUUGAAUCAUAUUUUUUUUCUACAACUACCACAAUAUGUGUGCUUUAAAGUGGGACACUGUUAAAACAAUAGAUGAAAAUGAAGAAGUUGAAGACAUGUCUUCAGAUUCUGACAUAGAAGUUGAGUACCAACCAAAAAAACAUAAAACAAAAGGAGAUUCUCAUUUUGAUGAUGAAUUCAAAUUUCUAUCAGCUCCUUCUGAUUAUAAUCAUGAUACGUGGGAUGAUUUGCAAAAAUAUAUUAAGCGAAACAAUAUUACUAAUAAAACCGAUGAAAAAAUUGAGAAAUCUCGUAGAUAUGUCAAGUCUUUUUUGCCUGAUGUUACUUCAGAAGAACAUGAAGAGUACAAUAUUGAAUCUGAUGGAGAUUCAUUAUCUGAAGAUGAAUUAAAAAAAGAUGGUCUUAGAGACAGACAAAAAUUAGUUGGUAAAAAAAACAAAAAAAGAAAGUUAGAAACAAGUGAAGAUAAAAAUGAAAUUGCAAUUGAAGAUGAUGGAACUUUCUUUGAAGAUGCUCCACCAUAUGAAGAAAAUGCUUCUUUUUAUCAAAUGAAUAUAUCUAGACCAUUAAUGAAAGCUAUUAGCGUAUUGAAUUAUGUUCAUCCAACACCAAUUCAAGCAGCAGCAAUCCCUGUCGGUUUAUUAGGGAGAGAUAUUUGUGGUUGUGCUGCUACUGGUACAGGUAAAACAGCAGCAUACAUGUUACCAAUAUUGGAACGACUUCUUUAUAGACCUAAAGGAUUUACUCCUAUUACUAGAGUACUUGUUUUAGUACCAACUAGAGAACUUGGUGUUCAAGUAUACCAAGUGACUAAACAAUUGGCUCAGUUUACAACAGUUGAAGUUGGUCUCUCUGUUGGAGGUUUAGAGCUAAAAGUUCAAGAAUCUAUUUUGCGAAAAAAUCCAGAUAUUGUUAUAGCUACACCAGGUCGUUUGUUAGAUCAUUUACAAAAUACACCUUCAUUUUCAUUGUCAGAUUUAGAAGUAUUAGUAUUAGAUGAAGCUGAUAGAAUGUUAGAUGAAAAUUUUGCUGACCAAAUGAAAGAAAUUAUCAAUAUGUGUGCCCAAACAAGACAAACAAUGUUGUUUUCUGCAACUAUGACAGAUGCAGUCAAUGAUCUUGCUUCUGUAUCAUUAAAUAAACCAGUAAAAAUAUUUGUAGAUAACAAUACAGAUGUUGCAUUUAAUUUAAGGCAAGAGUUUGUAAGAUUACGACAAGGAAAAGAACAAGACCGCGAUGCAACAUUAGCUGCAUUGGUUUGCCGAACAUUCAGAGAUCACACUAUGAUAUUUGUUCGAACCAAAGCAGAUGCACAUAGGGUUAAAAUUCUUUUGGGGCUCUUUGGAUUGAAGGUUGGUGAGCUUCAUGGAAAUUUAUCUCAACCUCAAAGAUUAGAAGCUUUACGAAAAUUUAAAGAUGAAGAAAUUGAUUUACUCAUUGCUACUGAUGUUGCUGCUCGUGGUCUAGACAUUCGAGGAGUUAAAGCUGUUAUAAAUUAUACAAUGCCACCUACAGUAGAGCAUUAUAUUCAUCGUGUUGGUAGGACAGCCAGAGCAGGCCGAUCAGGUGUAUCAGUUUCUAUAGCUAGUGAAAUUGACAGGAAAGUUUUAAAGGAAAUAAUUAAAAAGGCUAAAAAUCCAGUAAAACAUCGUGUUAUUCCAAUUGAAAUUUUAGAUAAAUAUAAAGAUCGAGUUGAUUCACUUCGCAAUGAAGUUAAAUGUAUUAUGCAUGAAGAGUAUGAAGAACGUCAAAUAAACCGAACAGAAGUUUUGGCUGAAAAAACUGAAAAAAUGGCUCAAACAAGCAUAAGCAACUUAGUAAAAAAAAAGGAAGAAAAUAAAAGAGAAUGGUUCCAAUCUCAAAAAGAUCGUCAAGCAGCUAACAAACGAGCCAGAGAAGCAUUUUCUGCUAAAAUUGAAAAAAAUAUUAAAAAGAAAAAUAAGGAAGGUGAUCUAAAUGAUAUUGAAGAAAUUGAAAGUGCUAAGAAGUUACAAAAAGUUGCUAAUAUACAAGCUAGAAGUGCAAAAAAUAAAAUGAAACCUAAAAAAAUGAAAGCUGUACCUGAUGCUGGACAAAAUAAAUUUAAUUCAAAAUCAAAAAAUGCUAGCAAACAAAAAAGCAAUUCUGUUUUUGAUUCUCAGUUUACUGAUGUUAGCAAGUCUGGUGCUAAGAAAUAUCGUUAUGAGGCUAAUCAAGCAAAAAGAAAGCUGUCAUCAAAAGGACAUCAAACAUUUAAAAAAGAAAAAUCAUUUGUUAAGAAACGAAAGACUAAAUUUUAAAUAGCUUGUAAAUGUAUUGGUUUUUUAUUAUUAAACAAUUUAUUAUUUAUAA